AUGCAAAAAAUUAAUUGCUUUAGGGGAUUUACAUUUUCUGCAAUAAAAAUCCAUUCAUAAAUUGCUAUAAUAGGUGGUGGAACUGCAGGAUUAAAUAUUGCAGCACAAUUAAUAGGUGAUGGGCAUGCUAUUCCAUAGUAAAUUAGAAUUUUUGAACCAUCUAAGAUGCAUGCUUAUUAACCAGGAUGGACUAUGGUUGGUAAUUGAAUUUUCAAAUUAAGGUGGUGGAUUAUGUAAUGUAAAAAAGACAUUGAAACCAAUGGAAUAAGUUUUACCCAAGAAUAUUUCAGUUUCUGAUAGUGCUGUGACUAAAAUAAAUCCUUAAAAAAAUGAAAUAGAAACAUAGGAUGGAGGGAUAUAUACCUAUGAUCAAUUAGUUAUUGCAACUGGAAUAUAAACUAAUUUUGAUUAAAUAAAAGGUAUAUAUAUAUAUAUUUCUAAUAAUCAAUAGGUGCUCAAAAAUAUUUAGAUGAUUUGAAUUCUCCUGUUGCUUCAAUCUAUAAUUAUAAAUAUGCUGUAAAAAUGAAUAGACUUGUAGAGGAAUUUGAAGGAGGAAAUAUCUUAUAUACUGAACCUCCUCUACCAAUUAAAUGUGCAGGUGCUCCUUAAAAAAUUAUAUAUCUCUCACAUGAUCGUUUAAAUAAAAGAGGAAUAAAAACUCAUCAUCAUUUUUAUAAGACAGCUGGAGUUAUUUUUGGUGUUCCUAAAUAUGCUGAAAUCCUAACAGAAUUAUGCAAAAAUAAAUAAAUAAAUUGCCAUUUUAAAUAGAAAUUAGUAGAAGUUUAAGAUCAUAUAGCCAUAUUUGAAAAUUAAGAUACAAAAGAACUUAAAUCUGUCACAUUUGAUUUAUUACAUUUAGUUCCACCUUAAGUAUAAAAAAUUAAUAAAUAAGUUUCCUGCUUAAUUCAUAGCAUAAAGUGGUUUAGGAGAUUCAGCUGGAUUUGCACAUGUCCAUCCAAAUACAUUAUAACAUGUAACUUAUAAAAAUAUAUGGUCACUUGGAGAUUGUUCUUCUCUUCCAACUUCUAAGACAGCUGCAGCUGUUAUGGCUUAAACGCCAGUUUUAGUCAAAAAUUUAAUAAGAACUUGGAAAUAUAAAUUAGAUCCUAUUCCAGGAUAUUUAGGUUAUUAUUGAAAUGUUAUUUUUAGGAUAUACUUCAUGUCCAAUAUUUACAAGUUAGACUAAAUUAUUACUGGCAGAGUUUAAAUAUAAUUCAGAACUUGAUGAGACUUUUCCAAUAUUUUAAUCAAAUGAAAGUCGAUUAAUGUUUCAUUUAAAAAAAGAUUUCUUUCCAAUAGCUUAUUGGUAGAUCAUGGUAAGAGGUUUGUGGGGAGGUAGAGAUGGUCUAAGAUUCUUUAAAGGAGCAUGA
Molecule: messenger RNA, 1370 nt
Organism: Paramecium pentaurelia
Lineage: Eukaryota; Ciliophora; Oligohymenophorea; Peniculida; Parameciidae
Source: the annotation of a GenBank genome assembly